UAUCAUGUUAGUGCGAUGUCAAGCAGGAGAUUUGUCGGUGGCAAAGGUGCGUCUUCCUUAGAUUGGGAUUCUCCCUCGACUAAAACGGGAACAGUGAAGCGUCGACCCGUGUCCGGUGACUGUCUGACUGAUAACGACCGAUGCGCUCAUAAUUCGCAGGAAGAAAGACGCAAGGGCGGACAGGUUUGCUUUACGGCGUCUUCGGGGAGGAUUUGCAGCGAUAAGGGGGCAAAAGACCAGUCUUCAAAUAUGCGUUCGUCGAAAAUUCCUGCCCUCCAUUUGCUGAAACGUGGCUCCAACGCGAUUCUGCCUCAAAACAAGUUGCAAUUUUGCAAAUCGAAUCCAUGUCGAGACGAGGUAAAUCCCCGGUUCGUCGACAACGUUGCAUUGAAAAAGUCGGCUUUGAAAGAAGCCAACUUUGCGUACAAUCUCAAGACGUCGUGUAAAAGUCCGGAUCACUCCGGAUACCAGCUGAUAGAAGUUUGUUCUAAAGUACGUAGUUGUUCGGAAACAGCCGAUCAACGUGCAUAUUUGAGUGAGUUUGGAAAAGCGGGGAAACUCUCCGAUUCGGAUUCGGGAAUAGCGUCGCCUCUUUCGCCUUCUUCGCUAUACGGUUUCCUGGGUUACGCUGAUAAGAAUAAGGAGGGAAACGGACAACUUAUCAAGCGGAACGAGCGGACCAACUUGCUGUGUCUUAGAGAAACGGUGCAGAUCUACACAGACUGGGCCAAUCAUUACUUGGAAAAAGCUCGAAGUAAAAAACGCGUCAAUUCUUUAGCGGCGGAUUGCAGUGACGGAGUCUUACUUGCUGAAGUCAUCGAAUCUGUUACAUGCCAGAAAAUCCCCGACAUCAAUCGAAAGCCAAAAUCGCCAUCCCAAAUGCUCGACAACAUCAAUCUUUGUUUGGGCGUCCUAAAAGCACAACAUGUUUCCGGCCUGGAAAACGUCUCGGCUCAAGAACUACGCGAUGGAAAAUUAAAGGCGAUUUUGGCGCUUUUCUUCGCCUUAUCACGCCAUAAACAGGCCGCCAAACAACGGGCCCAGCAAAUCCAACAGAACCAGAUAGGGGAAAUGACGCCGAAUAGAUCGUCGGCCAUACCUCACAAGGGCGGCAGCAGCAUCCCCUUACCCGGCUCAGCCCUGCCUUCCCGACGAUGUCCCCCAGAUAAAGUGCGUCCGGUGGCCGGCUCCAGCCGGGCCUCAAGUCCGGCCCUGUCCAUGAUCCCGCGGGGCCCUCCGGCCCAAAUUUCCAGCCCUUACCAAACCCCCCCUCAGAAAAACUCCAACUCGAUGCUCGACAAACUGAAACUUUUCAAAUCCAACGACCGGCCUGCGCCCACAACUAAUGGGAAAAGGACCAGCAGUUCCAGUGGGGUCUCAUCUGCGAGGAGUGAACGUAGUGAUAGUAGUGCCAGUUUGGAACCUAGUGCUGACGUGAAACCGGUGAAAAACGCCGCUAGGUUGAAGCAGACCAGGCCUACGAAGACGACGCCCACGAAGAAUAGUCCAAAUGCCCUGAAGAAGGACGUGCUGAAGAAGACGGCCACUGAGGUGGAGAAACAUGCGCAGAAAGUGGCAAAUUUGGCCAGUUCGAAGCUGGUGGAGCCCAAGAUCAAGGCGAAGACGGAGAUUAAGAGUGGGCAAGGCCAGAACCACUUGCCCACGCAGAACCAACACGGUACCGGUAUUCCGAAGCCGACGGCAGCUAUUAAAGGUACCACAAAAAUCGUCCGCGACGACAAGAGCUUCCCCACCCUCAAAACCCCCAUCUCCCGGGAAAACUCCCAAGCCAGCAUCACGCACACGAAACCGGCCGUAGCCCUAGUCUCCCCCAUGAAAAACGAAAAAGAGCCCCAACUCUCCGAAAGCAGUCACAGCGCUUCCACAGGCCACCACAGCAACUCCAGCGAAAGCAGCGUCAUUUACAAGCCUUCAAGUGAGAGCAGCUCCGAACACCACAACAUCAUCCCAAACCGCAAGGACCCAAUCGCCUACAUAUCAGAAGCAACGGAAGACCAAACCGACAAGGAAAAACUCCUCAACUGCGAAAACCAAGAACCUAAGAACUUUUUCAACGAGAAGUUGAAUUUCAUGAGGGAAGGGUCGCAAGGUGACGACGAGACUGCGCUAAGUAUCGAGCCGAUGCGGCCCCUUCUGAGGGGCUAUUGCAGCACUUUGACGCUCCCUCCGAGGCAGCGGCACUACCAAAGGGUCCAGCAGGACCCGAGUUCGGACUAUUGCGAGAUUUCGCUCGCUAAUGGCUACCUUUCUGAUGGUGAAAUGUUGCGGAAUGCGCCCUCGAGGGACAACUCGGACGGGUAUAUGUCGGAAGGAGGAUCAGUUCUGUACGCGCGGAGGCUCCAAACCAUGCCUGCUCAUAUUCCAAAUGGCACGCCGCGGAUUUCUCCCGGCCUCACGGUGUUGACAGAGCAGUCCUCCCGGCGGGGGCGCGUGGAGGAGCCCCCUCCCCCUCCUGCACCCCGCGCCGCCUCCCGGUCCUCCCGCAACGGCGUUGCCUUACAAGACACCAAGCACGGCCAAUGGAAGCGCUACACGGACUCGCCAGGCGUAGGCAGCCCCCCACCGCCAGCUCCAGCCCCCUCGAGCCCCACCAGCAGCCGCAGGGAGCGCCGCAGCAGCCCCCACGGGAGCAAGGAGAAGAGCUCCAAGGUGCGUGGAGUACCGCAAAGUUUUGGCUAUGUGAAGAGGAGCAGUUCGACAAGCAAUGGAACCAAUGGGACACCAAAUGGAACAACACCUCAAGUUUUGCAGAAUCAAACGGGGAAGACAGCUUCGGUGUCUGCAGUGCCUAGGACCAAGGUUAAGGUGUCGGGAGGGACGCAGACGUGCUCCAGUGAUUUGCAACAGUCGCACAAAUCAAACGCUCCACAAUUCAAAAGCUACUCUCUGACCGGAAACGCCGCAAGUCAGCUCAGCCAAUCGGUGCGCGAACGCUUGAUGAUGGGUUCACAAAGUCUUCCAAAGGGCGCUGGGCAGGACUAUGGGCUUGUUUUGCGACAAGGACGACCCAAAGCCAGUGAUGGCUCUUUAUCCGACACUCAGGCCAUUGAAAAUACCAGUCCAUACGCCCCCUGGCUUCGACACAGCAAUACUUACUCAGUUGCCCCCCGAUUGUCCGAAACCGACAGCAUGGAAAGCCUUACAAGUCUUCCCGGACACAGAAGCAGUCUGACACACACCAGACUCCUGAGGGAUUCCCCGUCUAGGCUUAGUAGAAGUAACAGCAUAAGCUAUCUGAGAGAACGGACUUUCCCCAGGUCUACCAAAUCCGAAAAGUUGUACCCUUCUAUGUUGCAUCGUAACACCGAACCAGAGACAGAACCGUACUAUUGUUUACCAAUUGGGGCCCUCAGUCAUUGGUCCCAGCCCACAAGUCCAGCACCAGGAAAUGCAAGGACUUUUCCUUUGUCUCCAACGCAUUCGUCGACGCCUAGACACAGUAUACCCAAAAAUGAUGACGUCCACGGUUCCUCCAUAAGUCUGGUCUCGACCGCCUCCAGCCUCUACUCCUCGGCUGAAGAGAAACAAGCCCACGAAAUCCGAAAACUCCGCCGCGAACUGACCGAAGCUCAGGAGAAAGUUCAAACACUGACAUCGCAGCUCAGCACCAACGCUCAUGUGGUUUCGGCGUUCGAGCAAAGUCUGUCUUCUAUGACGCAAAGACUGCAACAUCUCACGGCCACAGCCGAGAAAAAGGAUUCUGAAUUGGCUGAGCUGAAAACUGCAAUGGAAGCUUUGAGGGCCCAGUCGAUACAAGCCGGGAUUGGAACGGGAUUAGCAAGACAACCGUCCUCUGAUAGUGUAUCAAGUCUAUCAUCAGCUUGUAGUCUGGAUAAGCACGAGAAGAAGAAGAAAAAGGGAUGGUUGCGUAGCUCUUUUACGAAAGCCUUCUCCCGUAAUGCCAAAGUAACAAAAGUCCAAUGCCAAAGCGAAGGUGAAAACGAACGCCAACACAGUCCUCCACCCCCAGCCCCAACCGACCCUGGCCAAGAAGUCGCCGAAUUACAAAAACAACUUCGAGAGAAAGACCUCGUCCUAACCGACAUUCGUCUUGAAGCCUUAAGUUCCGCCCAUCAGCUAGAAAGUCUGAAAGACACUGUGAUGAAAAUGAGAAGCGAAAUGCUUAGUCUUAAGCAAAACAAUGAACGGCUACAACGGAUGGUCAACGGAGCAACAAACAUGCCUAGCGAAUUACCGGACACCAGAAGCACAAAUAGCAUAGACGCCCUAAGUGACCUGAUCCCCACAGAGGAGCCGCCCCCUGAGCCCGAACAGGACGGGAAAAGAGUGGCCAUAAAUGUCUACUUGGGGCAACCCCACAGUUUCGAAAAGUAUUACGACGACCAUUACAGUUACGACGGAAUUGGCGAAAACGCAAUUACGGAAAUAUCCAUCGCACAUACAAACAUAGGCGCUUCGUGUUCUUGGGCCCAAUUGGACAACACAGUCAGAAGAGCCUUCAAGCAACACGUGGCAAGGCUAGAUCCAGGUGGAGGGCUAGGAUUGGGAAGUGAUUCUAUUGCUAGUUAUAAGCUGGGGGAAGCCGAAAGAAAGCCCGAUUCGGGCCCCCCUGACCUCCUGCCAGUCGGAUACGCUGUUGGAAGAGUCUCAACUUUACACGUUGUACUGCAACCCAUCGCUGCCUUAGCUUUCGAAGCACUUAUACCAAAAGGAGUGGCACAAAGACUGGUUUCGUUGUUGUCAGAGCACCGGAGGCUUGUCUUGUGUGGGGCCCCCGGCACGGGAAAGACACAUCUAGCCACGAGACUUGCAGAGUUUCACGCACAAGCACAAGGGAGGGAUCCGGCCGAAGCCGUGGCAACUUUUAAUGUCGAUAAUAAGUCAGCAAAAGAACUCCGCCAGUAUCUAUCGCACUUGAGCGAGCAAGCGGCCGCUGGGGACAACAGUGUCCUUCCUUGCGUCGUCGUUUUGGACAAUUUGCACAAAGCCGGUCCUUUGGCAGACGCCUUGGGAUCCCUCCCUCGCAACUUACCUUGUCUUUUGGGGACCAUGGCCCAGUCGGCCUGUUCUGCCACCAGUCUCCAACUCCAACACGGCUUCCGAUGGGUGUUGGUAGCCCCCCAUAUGGAACCGGCUCGAGGUCUUCUUGGUAGAGUCCUCCGACGAAGACUCGCCACUUUGGAGCUCGAACAAGGGCCCCAACCCGAACUGGCGGCUAUUCUGGGGUGGCUUCCAAGAGUUUGGCAACACCUGAAUGCUUUUCUAGAGACGCACAGCUCGGGGGAUGUGGCCAUUGGACCGAGACUGUUUCUGAGCUGUCCUUUGGAGUUGGAUGCAGCGCGGGCGUGGUUCGCAGACGUGUGGAACUACUCCUUGGCCCCCUACUUGCGGGAGGCUGCCCGCGAGGGCCUCCAGCUGUACGGGCGGAGGGCCCCCUGGACGGACCCGGCGCAGUUUGUCCUGGACACGUACCCCUGGCCGGGGGCGCCCCCUCAAGGCCUCACGAGCAUAACAGCCAAAGACGUGGGGCUGGAGAGCGGCCCCACAGCACAGGCCGAAAAUGAAGGCGACCCUCUGCUAAAUAUGCUCAUGCGUUUGCAAGAAGCCGCCAAUUAUUCGAGUCCGCAUUCGAAUGAUUCUGACUGUAACAGUUUGGAUUCGAAUCUGACGCAUGGGAGCAAUGUUGGAACCGAAAGUGUUUCUUAAUAUUGGAUAAUCAAAGCUAUUUUAUAUAAAUUGUUCGGCGAUUUGGUUUUAUUUUUUCAAGUGUGUUGUUAAUCAAAAAUGCAAAAAACGAUGAGUAGAACGGUUUAUAUAAAAUUAAUGAGUAAGUAUAAUGGUAGCAUUCAAUACCUAAUGACUAUAACAAAGUGCUUCACCAUUUUUUCACCUGUAAUAAUGUUAUACAGAAUGCUGUUUGUUGUCUUGUUUGAGAAAUAUACACGAAUGUUUGUUUCUAGAGGAUUUUUUUAGAACAGUAUGUAUAUUUCUUAGUUUUGUCUGUGUUUUAACGAGUAUUUUCUGGUCAGAUAACCAAUUGUGUAAAUAUGUUAUUUAUAUUAUACAUUUAUACAGAAUGAAAUUUUCUAUGCCUAUGUUUAUUGUAUUUAUAAUGUAAAAUGUUUUAAUAACUUUUAUACAAAUUGUAAAUUGCCAAUAAAUUAUUGCAAAAA
This is a messenger RNA of Tribolium castaneum (red flour beetle), 6155 nucleotides long. RefSeq names its product sickie (gene sick). The record is from RefSeq and is a predicted model, not a curated record. Gene Ontology annotation, molecular function: ATP hydrolysis activity; ATP binding; protein binding. The transcript has 22 exons. Bases 16 to 5688 code for a protein of 1890 amino acids. Gene Ontology annotation, biological process: neurogenesis; nervous system development. Lineage: Eukaryota; Metazoa; Arthropoda; Insecta; Coleoptera; Tenebrionidae.